AUGACACAUACCACAGAUACAGAGAGCUCAAGGGGGAAAAGAAGGACAAAGAUCUCUUCAUCUGGAAGCACAACGUCGAAAUCAGCAUCGGCGUCUGGACAUCGCUGGCGGCAAACACCUCCUACAUCGGAAGCCUCAAGUGUCAGGACUAGGAAGGAGAUGGCUGCGAGAGUUACUGAUGCGGACUUUAUAGAUACAGUUCUCGAGCCGUAUGGAAUCACCAUCCAGAACAAGGGUGUGAACAAGGACCUUCACAAACACUUUCGCAUCCAAGAACUGCCACGCGACCCGAAGCGUCGACUCCAUGUUUACAAAGAAGCACUUUCACUUGACGUAUGGCUGGAGCCAGACGCAGAGCACGUUCAGCGUGAAUACAAAGCUAUGAGAGUAUACGAAUGCAAUGAGGCUGAGCAUUCGGCAUACGCUCUGCGAGACAUAUUCCUUGAUGAGCCUCGUCAUCCAUGGCUCCCAGAGGAAGACGGCGAUCAGCGAUGGCUGCCCGUUCGCAUGCUACAGUUGGUUCGGAGAUUACCACAGGAUGAAUGGGUUGCUCCCCCGUUGAUUGGCUCGCUCGGAAAACGCUACGAGUGGGAUAUUCGUCCAGACUGUGCGUACCAUGUCUCCCUUCAGGCCUUUCAACCCGGCUUCCGCCCAAGUGUACGAAAACACAUUUCCGUUGCACAAAAGCGAGCUUUUUGCCCUUACUUGACCGUCGAGUUCAAGCGGGACGAAGACACUCUCGCUACGGCGCGUCAGCAAGUUGCCGUCGCCUCGGCUAUGGCAGUGUAUAAUCGUUAUCGUCUAAAAAGCUGCGCACUUCAGAUGACUGGGCAAGAGUGGAAGGAGGAGGAUAAAGAGCAAAUGCGCCACUACUCUAUCACAUUCACUGGAUCAACUUGGGACUUGUGGUGUACUGUGCCAAAGACUUUUACUACCUGGACUGGCUGCAACAUGUCCACAAUCUACUCUGGUGACUGCUGCAUCCUUGCUGGUGUCCAGCAGCUGAUAGGUAUAAUCAACGAUAUACAUUAUUGGGGACUGAUGGUUCACGGUAGGUCAUGCAAGGCCGAUAUUGCUGCAAAAGUACAUUCUGACCCUGAUGCGGACACGAACGAUAUAACGUUAUUGGAGGAAAAAUUAAAUUAG
Alternaria atra is the source of this 1146-nucleotide messenger RNA. RefSeq lists its product as uncharacterized. NCBI's taxonomy places the organism in Eukaryota, Fungi, Ascomycota, Dothideomycetes, Pleosporales, Pleosporaceae. The record is from RefSeq and is a predicted model, not a curated record. The transcript has a single exon. Bases 1 to 1146 code for a protein of 381 amino acids.